AUGGCGAUAAACUCAUUCAUUUUUGUAUUAUUUUACAGCCUUCUAAUGAAGACCAUAUCGACGUUCGUUCCUGCUAUCAACCGUCACGAGCAGAACUGCAGUAAAGAAAAUAACUUCAGCUCAAAUGUUAAACUUCUCAACAACCAUGUCAAAUAUCGCGAAAUUCCAAGUACUAAAUCAGGUGUCGACAUGAAUGAUGAAACUAAAAUAAGUUUUCACAGUCUAGUCCACAACCAUGGUCGAACUGAGAAGCCCAGACCACGCGCUGGCAAUGAAGGACAAAUACUUUUUGAAAUAAACACCCUCUCUAUCCUUUCAAUUUUUUCAACACAGAAGGAUGGCGUCGACACGGUACCCAUUCUUUCAGUUGAGGACAGGCAAAUCUUCCAGGCCAUGUCACUAAAGUAUUCCUGGUAUAUGACUAUGUGCAUGUGUUCAUUAACAUUCGAAAUAACUGAAUCACUGAGCCAAAACAAGAUCUACAUUUACUAA
Helobdella robusta is the source of this 492-nucleotide messenger RNA. RefSeq lists its product as hypothetical. Lineage: Eukaryota; Metazoa; Annelida; Clitellata; Rhynchobdellida; Glossiphoniidae. The transcript has 3 exons. The coding region runs from base 1 to 492 and encodes 163 amino acids. The record is from RefSeq and is a predicted model, not a curated record.